AUGGUACACCACAAAGUCACUAUCAUUGGUUCUGGUCCUGCUGCCCACACCGCUGCCAUCUACUUGUCUCGUGCCGAGGUGAAGCCCACCAUGUAUGAGGGUAUGUUGGCUAACGGUAUUGCCGCUGGUGGCCAGUUGACCACCACCACCGACGUGGAGAACUUCCCUGGUUUUCCCAAAGGUAUCAACGGUACCACCUUGAUGGAGCAAAUGAGAGAACAGUCGCAGAGAUUCGGUACUGAGAUCAUCACUGAGACCAUCUCUAAGGUCGACUUCUCUAAGAGACCCUUCAAAUUGUGGACUGAGUGGAACGAAGACGCUGAGCCUAUCACUACUGAUGCUGUUAUUAUUGCCACUGGUGCUUCUGCCAAGAGAAUGCACAUCCCAGGUGAGGACAAGUAUUGGCAGCAGGGUAUUUCUGCCUGUGCUGUUUGCGACGGUGCUGUCCCACUCUUCAGAAACAAGCCUUUGGCUGUUGUCGGUGGUGGUGACUCUGCCUGUGAGGAGGCUCUUUUCUUGACCAAGUACGCCUCCAAGGUGUACUUGCUCGUCAGAAGAGACGUGUUGAGGGCUUCCACCAUCAUGCAGAAGAGAGCCAAGAACAACGAGAAGAUCGAGAUUUUGUGGAACACAUCUGCCGUCGAGGCCAAGGGUGACGGCAAAGUCUUGACCUCUCUUGACAUUGUGAACAACAAGACCAACGAGAAGUCUGAGCUCCAGGUUAACGGUUUGUUCUACGCCAUUGGUCACAUUCCAGCUACUUCUGUCUUCGCUGACCAGCUUGAAACUGACGAGACUGGCUACAUCAAGACCGAGCCUGGUACUGCCAACACCUCCAAGCCAUUCGUUUUCGCUGCUGGUGAUGUUCAAGACAAGAAGUACAGACAGGCCGUCACCUCUGCUGGUACCGGCUGUAUGGCUGCUCUUGACUGCAUUGCCAAGCUCGAGGAGGAGGAAGCUUGA
Candidozyma auris is the source of this 963-nucleotide messenger RNA. It is a transcript of the gene TRR1, whose product is annotated as thioredoxin-disulfide reductase. The coding region runs from base 1 to 963 and encodes 320 amino acids. Lineage: Eukaryota; Fungi; Ascomycota; Pichiomycetes; Serinales; Metschnikowiaceae. Gene Ontology annotation, biological process: removal of superoxide radicals. The transcript has a single exon. Gene Ontology annotation, molecular function: thioredoxin-disulfide reductase (NADPH) activity. The record is from RefSeq and is a predicted model, not a curated record. Gene Ontology annotation, cellular component: cytoplasm.